This is a messenger RNA of Amorphotheca resinae ATCC 22711, 2756 nucleotides long. RefSeq lists its product as hypothetical. Bases 11 to 2623 code for a protein of 870 amino acids. Lineage: Eukaryota; Fungi; Ascomycota; Leotiomycetes; Helotiales; Amorphothecaceae. The transcript has a single exon. The record is from RefSeq and is a predicted model, not a curated record.
GCCAGAGAGGAUGGCAAAAGCCUCGUCUCCUGUCAUCAUGGAUGGACUCGAAUCUAGGUAUUCGGAAGCUACCCAAGCUGCGGUACGCCUCUAUUAUGACAAGGUAAACGGACGAGCAGAACCAAUCCUUGAAUCCCCCAGGCAGAUGACCACCAUCGACUAUCCAGAGAUAAUGGAAAGCAAAGUUGAGGAUUCAGAAAACGCAUUAUCAUGCCCUGAAGAACAGGAGAUAUAUCCAAUGAUUGUCAGCUCGUCGGAAAUUUGGAAUUGCGUCGCCGAGCCGUUCCAAACCGCCGCAGGAAAGGCCAACAGUGUCGCUAAUGCCGAGAGCUCAAUCACCACUUCCUUACCUAGCGCAGGAGUUUCCAUAGCCAAUCCGUUGGGGAAAGACCUUGAAGGGUUGGGUAUAGCCCUUCAGAUCUCACAUACAUCCGCUCAACCUCAGCCUCCACUUGUGCCUUCUGCAGCACCUCCACCUCCAGCUGAGUAUAUUUCGAAAGAGGACUUCACCGCGCAGCCCUCACACGGCCUCUGCCAUUACUUGCCCGAAAUCUCACAGGAAAUGGACCAUCCCCCUCCCAUACUGGAUAACUCGUCCAAUCACUCAAUCCCGGAAUGCGAUUACCCUACCCAUGCCAUGAUUCCUUUCGGAGUAUCGCCCUCCGGGGUCCCUUCAAAUAGAGAGUGUCUCAGCGACACGGGAUUUACUCUUAUCCCUGGUACUACCAGUGGACUCUACUCAAAGAAACCGGCUGCACCAUGCGAAGAAACUCUCUAUAGUUAUGUCCCGCCAUCAUCACCAUAUGAUGCGAUUAAUGAUCUCUACGUAACGGAUCCUGACACUACGUACCCGGCCCUCGCAGGAGUAUGUUCGGGGCAACCCCAGGACCAGGAUCCGGAGCUUUGGCCUCCAGAGGAAUCUAUCAUGAACAAUCCUGAUAUCGAGGAUGUCACCAAUCGCUGCCAGGUUCUCAGAGGGGACGCUGUUCCAUUCAGCCCUUUACCCCGCCCCAACUGCGAUCAUUCCGAAACCUCUCAAUUUCUGCGAGAUUAUCAGGUAGGAGCGCAGGAGCAAAUUCGGAAUCAUGAAUUGUAUAAGAGUGUCUAUGAGAGGGAUGCAAAUAUGUGUCUGGGCCCGUUUGUUUCUGAGGAGUUCCAUGAAUUUAACGAAAUCUCCCCCUGGGUCCCCACACUACCGGGCUUUCGAUAUACCAGCUGUACUUGCUGUGGCCGCCACACUUUCAUUGGUGAGGAUACGCUGUGGGAAACACUCGACGAGCAUUGCAGAUAUAAUAUCUCCUUUAGUAUGCUUAGUGCUAGAUUCGAACGCCUUCACGAACGCCUUCGCGAACUUGUACGCCAGUGGAAUGACAUUACCCAAGAACGGAAGGGGAAUUCAAGCGUAAAAAGAGCAGAGAAAGAGAGAUAUCGAGAAGAGUUGGAGAACCAGAACUUAGGGUUAAGGAAUCACCUACCUUCCCCUAUAGAAGGAAGCCUUGAGGGAUACAUCUACCAGUGUAGGGACUCUCAUGACAGUGAUGAGGCUCUUGGCGCCUGGGUUUACGCAGAACUUCCGUCCAACGCCCAUCUCAAUGGAAACAAGCAGUGUCCAAUCACCAGGGAGGACGACAAGAUAAACCCAGAUGCCGAAGAAGUGCCCAAUUGUGGAGCAACAGAAGAAAGAAAAGAAACCAUCCGGAGUAGAUUUUCCAUCGAAGAAGCAGUCUCCUACAACGAAUACAGAGCAAAGUUUCUGGAGAAAUUCCCGACUAGGUUGUUGAAUGGAAUAAGCUGCUGCCGUCAAACAUUUCCACUUGCUGAAGAUCUCCAGGAGCAUUAUGAUGAAUUUCAUAAACAUGAAAAUUUGCCGGAACAUAGCAGAGCAAGAGGAGUGAUCUUAGUCCAAAUUUCACAGAGCCUAGGCGGCCAAGGACUGAUAAAAGCAAAAGGGACUGCAGAGAUUUCUGUAGAGCGUGUCAAAGGAGAGGCCACAACCAAAACAGCGGUGAAAAAUGAAGAAAACAGUGCUGGCAAGAGGCCAAUCCCUACAUAUCCCAUUCAAACGCCUCUGGGAAUGGAAUUUUUCCGAUACGACGACUCCGCUUCAUUUUGGGGCGCGACUUCUUCGCCCCCCAAGGCCUCGGAGAUCAAAUCUGGCCUCAUACCAGUUUUAGAAGCGCCUGUAGAGACAGAAAUACCCCACGGCGACGAGGUUCUGGAUUUGGAGAGCGGGGAGGAUCCCGUGUCUUCGGGUCAGAGAAUGUCAGAACUCGACUUGAGAACUGAUGAGCUGAUUGACGACCCAGAUUAUGGGGAGUGGGUUACCAUCACAGAUACCUCACGCGUUCGUGGGGAUAUUAAGGUGAUUGGUGAUUAUUUUACUCUGAAGCCCCAGCGAUCUGUGGAUGGUGGCGAGUCGGAGUAUGCGGAGACGACCCGCGAGAGGCAGGGCAGUAAGGAGUCCCGAGACUCGGCGGUGGAUCGCAAGGAACGCAAUAAGUUGGAGGAAAGGGGAUCUAUGAACUCCCUGGCAGACUUAGAUGAUGGGGCAGAGGAGGAAGGGAUGGGUUCCAGGGAAGCUCUAGAGCAUUGGGUCGAUGUGGUUAAACUGGAGAUGGAGUGAGUCUUCUUUUGCAACCUACAUGUAGUAGGGACUGCUGUAAAUCUACACACAUUUUAUUUGUUGUAUGGCGUCUGCUUUGUCUCUACCUUAGCCGGAGAAUAGUGAUAUAGAGAAUUGAUGUUGAAAACCCCUG